GGUACGUAACGCAAGAGUCAAAGACGUCCGUCUUGCGCUUGUUUACAUUAAAAUAAUAACGCGUUCGGUGUGAACGGCCCCUUACCUCUCUGGUUCACUCUCGAAGGUAAGCGUGAAUCCUUAAACUAACUAGGGGAUAAUUUCCCUGGAACCCGUCGCGUCACGAAUCACACCAUGACACGCGACGCGACAAGACUAGAACGCUCCCUUUAUUAUCAGCAAGGCAGUCGCGCGCUGGCAGUUUACUUCGUUGAUAUUACUGGCGCUUUCUAAUUUUAUCGCUCGCGUUGCAUCGCUCAGGCCGCCUAGCUACAUUAAUUCUUCAAGUCAGUCACUCCUCCUCCAAACAACCCACCGAGCUCAUAACCGCCCGUGUCAAACGCGUGAACUGUGUGGACGACAGCGGUGUCGCCCCUCAGGUUUUGUUUUUGGUUUUUUUGUAAGCUGCAGUUCAUUACAAGGUAGAGCGGUCUGUUCUUCUGGAUGUUUUGCGAUGCUUAUAACAUUUUCGUGCGCUUCCAUGCGUGUUAUUGAUGGAAUAAGAAGUGUCGGUGCCAGUUGAAACAGCUAGUUACACUGAAUGACAGCAUGGCUAAACGAAGCACGUUAUUCAUCAGAAUUGUAGAAGGAAAGAACCUGCCAAUCAAGGACAUAACUGGAAGCAGUGAUCCAUACUGCAUCGUGAAAAUUGAUAAUGAGGCUAUAAUCCGGACAGCAACAAUAUGGAAGACUCUGUCUCCUUUUUGGGGUGAAGAAUACAAUGUCGAUCUUCCUCCCUCAUUUCGCACAGUAUCAUUUUAUGUUUUGGAUGAAGACUCUCUCAGCCGAGAUGAUGUCAUUGGAAAGGUGUCUGUCAGUAAGGAGCUUCUGACUACUAAACCUCAAGGUGUAGACGGGUGGAUGAACCUGACAGAGAUUGACCCAGAUGAAGAGGUACAAGGGGAGAUUCACCUGCAGAUAUCAGUGCUCGGUGAUGGAGAUAUCCCACGAAAGCUUUGCUGCCAAGUGCUGGAGGCGAGAGAUCUUGCAAAAAAGGAUCGCAACGGGGCCUCUGACCCUUUUGUCAGAGUCAGAUACAAUGGCAAAACAUAUGAGAGUGCGGUGGUGAAAAAGACCUGUUACCCUCGCUGGAAUGAGAGUUUCGAGUUUCAGCUGGAUGAGAUGUUGGCUGAAAGUCUGUUGAGUGUGGAGGUGUGGGACUGGGAUCUUGUCAGCAGAAAUGACUUCCUGGGGAAGGUCCUGUUCAACAUCAACAAGCUUCAGACUGCACAGCAACAGGAGGGCUGGUUUCGCCUGGGGCCUGACAAAUCUAAACACAGUGAAUAUGAAGGAAAUCUGGGUUCUUUGCGGCUGCAGCUUCGGCUUCGAGACGAGGUUGUGUUGCCAUCCAGCCAUUACAAGCCACUCACAGAGCUCCUCAGUCAAUCAGUCGGCUCUCAGCUCAACGGCAACUGGCCAGAUCUCAUCAUGCUGAUUGACGAGACCACUACAGCAGAGAGCAGACAGGAAGUGGCUAAUAAUCUGGUGAAGCUGUUUUUGGGUCAAGGGCUUGUCAAGGAAUUCUUGGAUGUACUGUUCAAACUGGAGCUGGAAAAGACUACUGAGCCCAACACUCUAUUCCGCAGUAAUUCGUUAGCAUCCAAGUCUAUGGAGUCUUUUUUGAAGGUGGCUGGGAUGCAGUAUCUGCACCGGCUUCUGGGCCCCAUUAUAAACCGAAUCUUUGAUGAAAAGAAAUAUGUGGAACUGGACCCCAGUAAAGUAGAACUGAAAGAGGCUGGGUGUGCUGGUUUGCAUCGUCAGCAGACUGAAUCGGAUGUUAUUCAGCAGAGCACCAAUCUCCUGAAUUCGUACCUCUCUGAACUGCUCACCUCGAUCCUGCAGUCUGCCUCCUACUGCCCUCUGCUCAUCUGCCAGGCUUUCCAUCAACUCUACCACAGAGUGCAGGAAUGCUUCCCUGAUCCUGAGUACCGAAAGGUGAAGUUCAUUGCUGUGACCAGCUUCCUGUGUCUGCGCUUCAUCUCACCUGCCAUCAUGUCUCCAAAACUUUUCCACCUGCGAGAGAAACAUGCAGAUGCCCGCACAAGCCGGACACUCCUACUGCUGGCUAAAGCUGUACAGACUAUUGGGAAUAUGGACACUCUGACAUGUUGCUCUAAGGAGCCCUGGAUGGUACGAUUGCAGCCAGCCAUUCAACAAGGCAUAACCCAGCUCAAAGACUUCAUCACAAAGCUGGUCAGCUGCCAUGAGUCAGAGGAUCUCAAUCUACAGACACGAAUGUGUCUCCAGUGUGGCACUAUGGAGAAAGAAGGUUUCCUCUUCCUGCAUAGAACCAAGGACAAGUGCAUGCCCAUGACUUCGCCCUUUAAGAAGUACUAUGUGACGCUGAGCAAAGAUACUCUGUCCUACUCUCGGACACAACACUAUAAAAAGAGCUCAUCUAUUUCACUGCCAAAGAUCCGGGCGAUAGAGAAGGUGGAGGAGAAAUGCUUUGGCAGUGCCAACGUCAUGCAGAUCAUCUCAAGUGAAGACUCUGGUCAGCAGGAGACCCUGUACCUUGACUGCAAGAGUGUAAAUGAGUUGAAUCACUGGCUGUCAGCUUUGAGGAAAGCCUGCAGUCACAACACAAACACUAUGAGCUGCUAUCAUCCCGGAAUCUAUAAAGCAGACAGAUGGAGCUGCUGCCAUCAAAAGGAGAAAACAGACCCCGGCUGUGAUAAAACUAGACAUGGAGUGACUCUACAGGAAUGGUAUGACCCGCUGGAUCCAGACCUGGAGGCUCAGCUGAUCUACCAACAUCUCAGCAGUGUCCAGCAUGCCAUGCGCGAUAAGUAUUAUAAGAUGAGAGAGCUGCAUGGAGCUCAGGAGACGGAUUCUAUUACAGACCUAAAGAAAGUAGAUGGAUUAACAAACCUCAUCAGUAUUCUUCAAGACCUGCAUGAUGCACAUGACGCAGUAGAGGAAGAGGAAAGAUCGAAGAAUAAAAACGUUUUCUUGGAAUUACAAACGUAAACAAAAAGACUCUCUUUCUUUUUUUUUGCACCCAGCUGCAUUUUCACAGUGUUAUUCGGUCAACUGUUCCAACUGCACAGGCUUAAAAACCUGCUGUUAUUUUACAAGUUAAAAUUUGAAAGUAAGUUUGAUUUGGUUUGAUUUUAUAAAUUAUUAUUUUGAUGCAUAUAUUGAUAUUUAGAGGGCUAUGACCAUAAUCCCUUAUUCAAGAUUGUCUUGGGUGUAUUUGGUGUGUAUAUUUGGUAUUAAGGUAAAAUGAAGCCAGACUUUAUUAUCCAGGAUUAUAAUUGUACUGCAAUUGCUUGCCAAAUCAAAAACUGUCUUUGUAGGUAUCUCUACGGACAUCAACUUUCACAUGUAUUAAAACAUACGUUAUAAUUUUUUUUGUGUGUGCGUGAUU
Molecule: messenger RNA, 3409 nt
Organism: Xyrauchen texanus (razorback sucker)
Lineage: Eukaryota; Metazoa; Chordata; Actinopteri; Cypriniformes; Catostomidae
Product: ras GTPase-activating protein 4-like
Exons: 21
Coding region: 589-3009 (806 amino acids)
Biological process (GO): negative regulation of Ras protein signal transduction; cellular response to calcium ion; intracellular signal transduction
Molecular function (GO): phospholipid binding; GTPase activator activity
Source: RefSeq, a predicted model, not a curated record